Molecule: messenger RNA, 345 nt
Organism: Drosophila erecta
Lineage: Eukaryota; Metazoa; Arthropoda; Insecta; Diptera; Drosophilidae
Exons: 1
Coding region: 1-345 (114 amino acids)
Source: RefSeq, a predicted model, not a curated record
AUGGAAAAGUGUCGUCGCCGCGACCUGGACUCUGAUCCGCAGUCGGAGGAGGGGACAGCCAGCUGCGGAGUCGGAGUCGGAGUCGGAGGCAGAAUCCUGGGCAUUGGCCAUUCGCACGUCUGUCGGUUUAUGCAACAUUUUAGCAAUUAUAUUCGCGUCGGGCGACAUUACAACGGCAAUUACACGCAGGAGCCACAGAACAUGCCCGUGGGCGGAUGGCCACGGAGUUUGUGGGGUUGUGCCACUCCGUCCGGCAUUCUGGCAUUAUGGCAUUCUGGCAUUCCGGCUUACUGUCAUUUCGGCAUUCCGGCGGCCCUGUCAUCGGCACGUGGAACGGCAACGUGA